AAUAUUUUGUUUUUGUUGCUUUGCAGAGCUGAAAAGAAAAGGUAAUCGUAAUUUUGCGCUGCGUCGCGGUUCAGUGAAAUUGUGAAUUUUCUAUAGGAAAAAUUGAAAUAAAAUUCCUUAUAAGUGUGUGCAAAGCACUAAAAACGUGUUAAAAGGCAUUGCCAAAAUUCGUUAAAGUGCGCGGAAAUAUAUUAAAAGUAUGAAAUAGAAAUAUUAUACAUACCACACUCAGUGAAAAAUUGUGACAAACACAGCCACACAAACAGGCUUUUAUCAAGCGUGAAAAGUUUUUUACAGUGCAUUAAGGCAAUAGAAGCAUAUUGAGUUGAAAUAAAUAAGUAAAAAAAAAGUAUUUGUGUAGCUAAACAACGCACAACACCAGUCACUUGAUUUUGUCGCUUAACAUUUUAUUAAGUACCUGCAGUAAAAGCGUCAAGACGCCGCCAACAGCGCCAGCCUCACCCCCCGCGGAGCAUACGUGCGUGAUGCGUGACCUCGGCACCAAAAUGGCCGAGCUGAAAUUCGAGGCUCCAUUAGCUAAAUUCGAGGAGACUGAUGAAUGGGGCGGUUGUGACUUCAUUUCCAAUCAAAAUACGAUUAAUGAUACGUUGAAUUUGAAUCUGAAAGAUUCAUCGUUGAAGCAGGAAAACAAAAUGCGUCUACUUGAAGAGGCUGUGCGCGAUGCACAUGUGAGCCGGAAUGGUGGUAUGCUAAUGACGAACGGCACUAACGCUGACGGCGGUGCAAUAAGUCCCAAUUGCAAUUCCCUAUUGGCCGCUGAGCUGGGUCUAGAUGUUGGUUUGGCGCCUGGUGAUGAUGGUUGCGAUAAGCGUUCCACCGCCGGUGACACCGUUGAUAAUUUUGCUGAGACAUUCGGUGGUAGUCUUGAGGAUUUAGUAAAUACAUUUGACGAAAAAAUUACCAAAUGUUUUGGAAAUUUUGAAGAAAACGUUGAGGAUUUGGCACCAGUGCAAGUGCGCAGUCAGGAGGAGAUCAUGAAUGAAUGCCAAAUGUGGUGGACCAUCACUGGCAAUUUUGGCAACAUACUCCCAAUCGAUUGGUCGAAAUCAUUCACACGCCAAAUGCAUAUGCCCACAUUGAAUUUGGGCCAACAUCAGUUGGGUGCCGGCAAUGGCAGUGCUGGCAAUUCAUUGGAUGCCACCACACCGGGUGAUGAAUUGACCAGCGAAGAUGAGGCUGUUGCCAAUGAUCUCGAUAUGCAUGCGCUAAUAUUGAAUGGACUGAAUGCCGAGCAUGAGGAGCCCAUUAAAACGGUUGAGGAGGUAAUCAAAGAGAUUGAUGAUAUUAUGGAUGAGGCUGAGAGUCCAUUGGAUGAAGCAGAGACCUGUGAAUCGGAGGUGAUAGAGAAGGCCAGAGAGGUGUUGGGUGCGCCAUUGUAUGCGGAGAAAUUACAAUAUUUAUCGAUAUCACAAUUGAAUGAGCUGUACAUGGAAAUGGAAAUGCUCAUACAGGAGCUCAGCGAGACACUAAUCAAUGAAUUGGCGUUGCGCGAUGAGCUCGAAUAUGAGAAAGAGUUGAAGAAUUCAUUCAUUUCGUUGUUGCUGGCGGUACAGAAUAAGCGACGACAGUAUCAUGUAGAGAAGAAGCGUGGAAAAUUGCAAGGACCGGAGCCAAAGUAUCUGACCACUGUCAUACCCUACCACAUGGAGAAUGGCACACCAAACAACCAGUCCUUGCAAGUGCUAAUCAAAAUACUAAAAGCAAUCAAUGAGGAUAGUCCAACCGUUCCCGCGCUGCUAACGGACUACAUACUGAAAGUACUCUGCCCCACAUAAAUAUGCACACGGCGUAUGCGGCAGUCAGUUGAGUGUUGUUAGGUGUUUUAGUACGUAAUUGCAGUGAAUACAUUUAGAACAAAAAAAAAUAUAUAAAAAAAUACAAAAAAAAAAUUGAAUAGAUCAACUCAUAUACAAUGAGUAAAAGAGAAGCUAAUUUAAAUGAACAAUUCUAAGUUAUAUACAAAUAUAUUUCUAAUUAAUGUUUUUCUAUUUUUAGUUACUAAUUAAAAGCAAAACAAAAGUUAAAAAAGAGAGCGUAAUAAUAAUGCAUAAACAUAGCAGAUUUUAAUUAAAAAACAUAAAGCGUACCAUAUUCAUAUAUGUAUGUGUGUAUACAAUAGUUUAUAGAACGUUAUUUUUGCUGGCAUUAAUGGGUGAUUCAAAUAUCGAAGUGUAACGGUGAUUUAGUGCACUUAAAAAGUGAGAUUUUUCAAUAAAAUUAAAUUAAAUAUGCAAAUUCUAUGCGCGUUGACAAAUUUUGUGCGCUGAAGUGACUAGAGAAUUUCAUUUAACCUAAACUGCCUACAAGUAAUAAUAAUUUAUUGAGGUUUUUUGGUAGUAAUAAUAAAUAUUAGUGCGUAAAAAUUAAUUUGUAUUGGAGAAAAAAUAUUAAAAGCAUAUUAAAUAACUUUUUGGUUUUGAAUAUCGCUUAUCUGCCAAUGUUUGAUGUAGAAAUCAUGUAUUUAUAUUUUUAAAUUGCUACAAAAUUAAUUUAAACCCAAUUAGUAGCAGCAGUAAAGUAAAAUAAAUUCCAAAAAUAUUUAAUUUGUAAAAAAUAUUGAAAUUUCUCCACAAUGAGCACAAAAAUAGAACGAAACAGCUUCGAUAUUAUUUGCUCACAUACAUAUUUGCAUAUAUUAUUACAUACAUAUUAAUGCCACAAAAAUUAAUUUAUAACAAAAAAAACACUUACUUGUAUAAUUUUGUAAAGCUUAAAUGUAAUUAUAUGUAAUUUAUUAUUUUUAAAACCAAUUAGCUGUGUUGCUUUUCAUGUAAGUCAAAAUGCAUUAUAAUAGCAGUUAAAUUAAAAAAAAAAUAUAUAUAAACGUACAUAGGUAUAGCAUAUGCAUAUAUACUGAGUAUUGUGUGCAUUUGAGCGCAUAUUGCAGCGACAAAAUACAAAAACUGCAUUUUUAUAACGCACUUUUCUUUAAUAUUACAAGCUUUUAUGAGAAGAGUUUAAACUUUUUCGUACGCUAAACUGCCUUGAGAGAAAAAUAAUAAUUUCUUCUAAGUUGUUACAUAUGUAUAUAGCAUUUCUUUGGCUUUGAGAAGCAUUUCCAACGAUUUAAUAUGUUGCAUUUGGUUUGAGUGGAAAUAAGUGUCUUUAAAAAAUAUUUUUUAUUGGUAUUCUUCUUAUUAUUUGUUCAUAUUUUUCAAAAUUUCUUUUUAAAAAAAAAUAUUUUUAUGUAAUAUUUUAUUUAUUUUUUAUUAAAAAAAUAUUUUAAAUUUAUUUUUUUUUUUAAAUUUGUUUCAAAUAUUUUUUUAAAUAAUAUUCUGGUUUUAAAUUUUUUCGAACUUUUUUAUUAUUUUUUUUUUACUUUUUCCAAUUUUUAAAAAUCAAUUUUUUGUGGUUAAACAACUUUUAUUUAUAUUUUUGAUGCACUCUAAUUUAUUUCUGCAAUUAUGCAGUUGCAUUUUUUGUUUCUCAGCAUUUAAUUUAUCCUCACGUGCAUUUUUUUUUAAUUUUUUGCAAUAUUUGCGUAAUUUUUAAAUGAAUUUAUUUGUUUAAUGCUCUCAGAAUAAACAAAAAAUAUUAUUUUAAUAAUAAAUAUAAAAAAUAGUAAUUAAUUAAUUUACAGUGGCCAUAUUAAUGCUUUCAAUAUUGUAAAAAUAAUGCAAAUAAUAUUAAAAAAAAAAUUUAUUUAAAUAAUUUUUGCCUGAAUUAUAAAAAUAUACGCAUUAAAAAACAUUAUUUUUUAAAUAUGAAAAACAUAUACAUAUGUUUAAACCAAAGGCAAUCACUGUAAUUUCUCUCUAAAAAACGCCGGUUUAACGCUUUUAAAAUUUUUUAAUCAAAUCUAAACUGCUUUCAUAUAAUUUACGAGUUUUUCCAAUUUACAUUAUUUAGUUGGUAGCCAACUCU
Molecule: messenger RNA, 3885 nt
Organism: Zeugodacus cucurbitae (melon fly)
Lineage: Eukaryota; Metazoa; Arthropoda; Insecta; Diptera; Tephritidae
Gene: Unc-76
Product: fasciculation and elongation protein zeta-2
Exons: 5
Coding region: 486-1796 (436 amino acids)
Cellular component (GO): axon; cytoplasm
Source: RefSeq, a predicted model, not a curated record